Molecule: messenger RNA, 1590 nt
Organism: Paramacrobiotus metropolitanus
Lineage: Eukaryota; Metazoa; Tardigrada; Eutardigrada; Parachela; Macrobiotidae
Product: 1,5-anhydro-D-fructose reductase-like
Exons: 9
Coding region: 294-1238 (314 amino acids)
Cellular component (GO): cytosol
Molecular function (GO): aldose reductase (NADPH) activity
Source: RefSeq, a predicted model, not a curated record
CACUGAUACUAGAGUAGAUUACCGGUUAUGUUAUUACCUAACCGGUAAAACAUAUUUUCACACACAUUCAAAUCGAUCGAUAAACGAGACUUACUGAAGACGAUAAGCUUUAACCAGGUGUGUAUAAAGCCACAGCAGUUUUGCACUUCUCAGCAACACUCCACUAACUCCGCUUCGAAUUAAUCGCAGCGCCCCUUUCUCGUUUUUUUUUUGUACUUAACCCGACACGAUCCCGUCAAAAUGUGCGAUAAGGACAAGAAAGGCUGCAUUAAGCUAAACAGCGCGGCUUCGAAAUGCCGUUGGUUGGACUGGGGACGCUGCACGCGACAGAUGACGAGACUACCGCCGCGGUGGAGGCAGCUAUUGAUAUGGGAUAUCGACACAUCGACACGGCCUAUCUGUACUUCAACGAGGCCGGCGUGGGCCGCGGCAUCCGCAACAAGAUCGCGCAGGGUGUUAUUAAACGGGAGGACAUCUUUCUCACCACCAAGCUGCCGCACACCCACCUGACGCCGGAGCGUGUCCAUGUGGCGCUGGAGAAGUCGCUGGCCCGUCUGGACAUCGGCUAUAUCGACCUAUACCUUAUGCACUCCCCGCUAGGCUUCCUGCCUACCGAAGAUGAGACCAACCUGUACCCGACCGACGCGCAGGGCAACCAUCUUAUCCACGAUGUCGACCACAAGGCGGUUUGGCGUGAGAUGGAGAAGGCUGUGGAAUCCGGAAAGGUGCGCUCCAUCGGCGUCUCCAAUUUCAACCGCCGGCAGAUCCAGUUCAUUCUCGAUAAUUCCACUAUCAAACCGGCUAAUCUCCAGAUUGAGUGCCACAUUUACUACCAACAGAAAGAGCUUGUCAACUACUGCCAUUCCAAAGGGAUUUCCGUGUCCGGCUACGGUCCCUUGGGAAAUCCCGGUUUGAUGGCCAAACUCAAGGCUGCCGGCAAGCAGGUCACCAAUGUGCUUGAUGAGCCUACGCUGCAGCCGCUGAUGAAGAAGUACAACAAGUCCGCUGCGCAGAUAUUGCUGCGCUGGGAGAUCCAGCGUGACAUUAUCGUCAUCCCGAAGAGCACCAAUCCAAAGCGUAUGCAGGAGAACCUGGACAUCUUUGAUUUCAAGUUAACAGCGGAGGAGAUGGACAACAUUGCCAAGCUGGACCAGAAGCUGCGUGUCUACGCACUGCCCUUCAGCAAAAACGUGCUGGAGAGUAAGGACUUUCCCUGGGGCCCCAACGAUCCAUACUAAUUCAUCGUUGUACCGGUACCCUACUCCCCAUUCGGCAAUCCGUCGUAAUUUAUAAACCAUACUGCUCCCAUGACGACUUUGUCAAAUCCCUGACUCCUGUUUCCCGCUAAGACUUGAUCAGUGUAUUGGCUGACUAUUUCCUCUAACUGUACUGCAUUUCAGAAGAACAAAGUGUUUUGGGACAAUAGCAAAGUGUUUUGGGACAAUACUAUGCUGCAGCAAUUCAUUUUCUGUGAGUUUAUUAAUUCUAAGCAUGAUGGACUGCACGACCGCUCAUGAUCAGUAUCGUAAUUUCAUAACUGCGAGUUUAAUUAGACAUCAAAAUAAACCAACUCAUCAAAAUAAGACACCA